Molecule: messenger RNA, 1381 nt
Organism: Cryptomeria japonica (Japanese cedar)
Lineage: Eukaryota; Viridiplantae; Streptophyta; Pinopsida; Cupressales; Cupressaceae
Exons: 6
Coding region: 450-1040 (196 amino acids)
Biological process (GO): GPI anchor biosynthetic process
Cellular component (GO): glycosylphosphatidylinositol-N-acetylglucosaminyltransferase (GPI-GnT) complex
Source: RefSeq, a predicted model, not a curated record
UAAUAAUAUAUCAAAUCCUUCCUAUCCAUUUUCUGUUCUGUUCGUUCCACCUCGAAGGCUGAGGGACGAAAGCAGAAAACUUCGAGCGAGAAGGCAAGAGGAAUCAAAUUCAUAGAACACAGCAAAUUCUUAUGCGAAUUUCUUCUAAAUGUAAUCCACAAGUUCUUGGGUGAUGCGGAAGGCCUUGCUCAAAAUGGAAUCGGGGAGAGGGGGAUCCGCCGCAAAUAGAGAAUUGGCGUUUGUCUGAAUGCCGCAAGACCGGGCCGCUCCUCGUAGCCUUUUCCCGCUGUGAACCCAGAGUUGCACCAGGAGUGGACGUGGACCCGGCUCGAACUUGGACCUGCAACCGGGCUCCUGAUGCUAGACCCGAUAACUUAGUCUCUAGCAAAUCAAAUUGAUGCAAAUUAUAGGUUGGACUCAGAUGUUAAGAUCUUGUGGAUGAAAAAGUGAUGGAUGUCCAUUACCAGCUUCCGAGGGCUGCGAUCUCCACCAAAAAAUACUCAUAUGUUUGUGAAGAUCGACAAGGAUUUCAAAUAAUUACAAGGCAUCAUGUCGUUGUAAGAAGGAAGAAGAUGCUAGAAUUUUUGCUUUGGUGUGCGGUUUUUGGGUUGAUGGCAUGCAUUUGCACAUUACUUUCAUCCACUGUGGAACAAGGAGCUAGUUUUAUUGGCAUGUGUAUUCUAUGCAUUUUGGUUGCCACAGCCAUACAUAGAAAUGGUAUUCAACAAGAGUCUGUUGUGGUUAUGCCUACACUCGGUGUGCAACUUGAAACAUACUAUAGAAGUGGGAAAGUUUUUCGACGCUUUGUGCCUAUGGGUAAUAUUCUAGCAGCAGUUAUAAAUGAAGCUGUCACACCCUUCACUUGCUAUUGGUACUUGGCUUUGAUUGUAAGAGAUGAAAGAAAGCUCGUUUUGGUUUUUCAGGAACUGCGACCACCAUUGGAUAUGUUGGUUCCAAUAUGGAAAUCUUUGUGCAGUGCCAUUGCCAAUAAAAUGUUGCAGCAAUCAAAUGAUGGAGAUUGGUCUUCCUCAUUUGCUUAGAGUUCAAAUGAUAGGUUACCUUGGGCAUUUAAAAAAUGAGUUGCAGAUAAAUUGUUCCUUUUUAUUGUACACAAAUUAGUGCACUCAUAAUUAGAUUCCUCAAAGAAAUUCGUCUCACACGCUUGUGUAAAGACUAAGUAGCACAGACCUUGGAUUUCAAGAGCAAAUCUGUUUUGUGGAAUUAGGAUUUAUUUCUCCUGGCCAAGAAUUUUAACAGCUCCUCCAUAUGGCUAUUGCUUUCUCAUGUUUGAAAUGGGUUUUCAGUUUGCCAAUUUGGGAUUGUCCUGUGUAUUAUACUAACUUGCUGUUCUAUGGAAGUGUACAUUGUUUGCCAUAGUAGA